Messenger RNA from Caenorhabditis remanei, 654 nucleotides. RefSeq lists its product as uncharacterized. Bases 1 to 654 code for a protein of 217 amino acids. The record is from RefSeq and is a predicted model, not a curated record. The transcript is spliced from 4 exons. NCBI's taxonomy places the organism in Eukaryota, Metazoa, Nematoda, Chromadorea, Rhabditida, Rhabditidae.
AUGGAGUACCUGCUUUCCAGAAUGAGCACACUUCCCUGGAUAAUGACUGCAGAGCAAUUUGUUCAAUACACCGAAAAGCUGCUGGAAGAAAAUGAAAGUGCCAAAAAAGCUGAUUCUGCUCCUUCGUCUCAAUCGAAUGCUGCAUCUUUUGGAGCGGUCAACCCACUGAUCUUCAACUUUCCCAGUUCAGUUGGUCUACCUCAAAGUUCAACGACAUCACUUCCUGGAGUUCCUGUGAACUCACCAAUCCCUGCGUCUCUUCCAAUUGUUCCCCUGAACCUACCGGUCGCCGCUGCGCUUCCAUCAUUGCCGACGCCACCUGUCAACUAUUCAUUUCUUCUGGAAGCAAUGGAGUACUGCAACACCCGUCCGGUCUACCUAGACCAAAAAAUUAAAGACUUCGGGUGUCUUUUCAACCAACUGAAGCCCGAAAUCCCUCAACACGUCUCAAAGCCACGGAACCCUCCCUCCCUAUUUGUUGACUGGUAUGUCACGGCAGGAAAAGGAGAUUGUCAUGAUGCGGUUCAUAAAUGGAGAAAGGGGAAAAGGGAUCAACAUGGAAUUCUUCACGCAGAAUGGACACUGCGCUACAAAAUGCUCCAAGUCGAGCAAGAUGACCAAGUGAAGCUGGGAUACAUCAUUGUUAGCAAAUGA